AUGGCGCAUGCGCAGGGCUGCCACUUGCUGCCGCCGCCAUGUUGGCACAGGGCAGGACUGAGGACAAGAGGCCCCGCCCCUCGUGCGGGGCUGGAGGCGGGAACGGCCGAGCCCUCAGAGCCCCGGGAGCGGGAACGGCCGAGCCUUCAGAGCCCCGGGAGCGGGUACGGCUAUGGCCGUGCCCUCAGAGCGAUGGGAACGGGAACGGCCGAGCCCUCAGAGCCCCGGGAGCGGGAACGGCCGAGCCCUCAGAGCCCCGGGAGCGGGUACGGCUAUGGCCGUGCCCUCGGAGCCCCGGGAGCGGGAGGGAUACAGAGACUAUUAAAGGAUGCCUUACAAAAAUUCCUGCCUCCAAAUGCUCACGAGCUGUUGUCUGGAAAGCUGCACAUUGUCCUCACCCGUCUGCAUGACUGGAGAAAUGUGACAGUGUCUGACUUUGCCUCGAAGGAGGAGCUGAUUCAGGCUGUGAUGUGCAGCUGCUAUGUCCCGGUGUAUUUUGGGUUCUCCCCUCCAACAUACCGUGGGGUGCGCUAUGUGGACGGGGAGCUGGCCAUGUGGAGAGCCAACUUCGUGUCCCGCUCCACCAUCACCAUCUCUGCCUUCGCCGGUGAAUAUGAUAUCUGUCCCAGGGAUGGCCCAGCUGCCUUCUUGACCUUCCAGCUCGCUGAUUGUAUCAUGCAGAUCUCAAAAAUGAACUUCUGCCGAUUAAAGAACAUUUUAUUGGUUCCUAAACGCCAGGUCAUGGACCGCUUUCUUAUCGAGGGCUACCAGGAUACGGUCUACUUCCUAAAGAGACUGAGGGAUUUCCAGGUGAAUUACUUUGAGGGCUUCACACUUUCCUUGGCCAAUGAAUCCAUUCAGAAAGGUGAGGAGACCCUGCUCCUGAAGCCACAAAUGAGGGUUCUUCACUCAAGAGCCACCGAUCAUGAGGAUGACACCACAGAGAACUCAGGGAUCAGCCAGCAAAAGAUGAAGUAG
Messenger RNA from Pseudopodoces humilis (Tibetan ground-tit), 978 nucleotides. The record is from RefSeq and is a predicted model, not a curated record. NCBI's taxonomy places the organism in Eukaryota, Metazoa, Chordata, Aves, Passeriformes, Paridae.